Messenger RNA from Sciurus carolinensis (gray squirrel), 4755 nucleotides. RefSeq names its product ADAM metallopeptidase with thrombospondin type 1 motif 16 (gene Adamts16). Gene Ontology annotation, molecular function: metalloendopeptidase activity. The record is from RefSeq and is a predicted model, not a curated record. The transcript is spliced from 23 exons. Gene Ontology annotation, cellular component: extracellular matrix. Gene Ontology annotation, biological process: proteolysis; extracellular matrix organization. NCBI's taxonomy places the organism in Eukaryota, Metazoa, Chordata, Mammalia, Rodentia, Sciuridae. Bases 40 to 3705 code for a protein of 1221 amino acids.
UCAGGGGCGCAGCGCCAGCUUGCACCGGACGGCCGGGCUAUGAGGGUCCCAGGCUGCGCGGUUCUCUGGGUGCUGCUGCUGGUGCACGUCUGUGUGCAGCAGGCACCUGCGUGCGCGACUGGACCCGCAGCUGCAGCCGCUGGGAGCCAGGGCGUCCCUCAUCUUCCCCCUCCCGCGGAGGGGCCAAGCGGCAUGGAGACCGACGAGUAUGACCUGGUGUCUGCCUUUGAGGUUGACAGCAGAGGAGACUAUGUGUCCCAUGACAUCUUGCAUCGCCAGCGGCGGCGAAGAGCGGUGGCCCAGCAGGGAGGCGACUCUCUGCACCUCCGGCUGAAGGGCUUCAGGCAUGACUUCCAAGUGGACUUGAAAGCUUCCAGCCACCUGGUGGCUCCUGGGUUCACGGUACAGACAUGGGGGAAGGGGGGCACCAAGGCCCUGCAGACCUUCCCACCUGAGGACUUCUGCUUCUACCAAGGCUUCCUGAGGUCCCACAGAAACUCCUCCGUGGCCCUGUCAACCUGCCAAGGUUUGGCCGGCAUGAUCAGGACCCAGGAGGCCGACUACUUCCUAACGCCGCUGCCUCCACACCUGGCAGGGAGGCUGACGGGCUCUGGGCAGGGCGGCCCUGCCUCCCACGUGCUGUACAAGAGAGCAGCGGAACCCCAGGCCCCCAGCGCACCCGCCGGGCUGCUGCUCACCAGGACCCGGGAGCCGGCCAGCUCAGGCCUGCGGGGCCACAGUGACAACCUCGGGCACCCGCACAGGCAGCACUUCUGCGGAAGACGCAGGAAAUAUGCGCCCCAGCCCCCCACGGAGGACCUCUUCGUCCUGCCCGAUGAGUACAAGUCUGGCCUGCGGCGCCGGCGCUCACUCCUCAAGUCCCACCGGAAUGAAGAACUGAACGUGGAGACCCUGGUGGUGGUGGACAGGAAGAUGAUGCAGAACCACGGGCAGGAGAACAUCACCACCUACGUGCUGACCAUCCUCAACAUGGUGUCUGCCUUAUUCAAGGAUGGAACGAUAGGAGGGAACAUCAACAUCGCAAUCGUAGGUCUCAUUCUUCUGGAAGAUGAGCAGCCAGGGCUGGUGAUAAGUCACCACGCAGACCACACCUUGAGUAGCUUCUGUCAGUGGCAGUCCGGACUGAUGGGGAAGGACGGAACUCGCCAUGACCACGCCAUCCUACUGACGGGCCUGGACAUAUGCUCCUGGAAGAACGAGCCCUGUGAUACUUUGGGAUUUGCACCCAUAAGUGGAAUGUGUAGUAAAUAUCGCAGCUGUACGAUUAAUGAAGACACAGGGCUUGGACUGGCCUUCACCAUCGCCCAUGAGUCUGGACACAACUUUGGCAUGGUCCAUGAUGGAGAAGGGAACGUGUGCAAAAAGUCGGAGGGCAACAUCAUGUCCCCCACGCUGGCAGGACGCAAUGGAGUCUUCUCCUGGUCACCCUGUAGCCGCCAGUACCUGCACAAGUUUUUAAGCACUACCCAAGCUGUAUGCCUUGCUGACCAGCCAAAGCCGAUAAAGGAAUACAAGUACCCCGAGAAGCUGCCAGGAGAGUUAUAUGAUGCCAACACACAGUGCAAGUGGCAAUUUGGAGAAAAAGCCAAGCUCUGCUUGCUGGAUUUUAAAAAGGACAUCUGUAAAGCCCUGUGGUGCCAUCGCAUUGGAAGGAAAUGUGAGACAAAGUUCAUGCCGGCAGCAGAGGGCACACUGUGCGGACAGGACAUGUGGUGCCGUGGAGGACAGUGUGUGAAGUAUGGUGAUGAAGGUCCCAAGCCCACCCACGGACAUUGGUCCGACUGGUCCCCCUGGUCCCCCUGCUCCAGGACCUGUGGGGGAGGAGUGUCUCACAGAGACCGCCUCUGCACCAACCCCAGACCAUCGCACGGAGGGAAGUUUUGCGCGGGCCCGACUCGCACCCUGAAGCUUUGCAACAGUCAGAAAUGCCCGAAGGACAGUGUGGACUUCCGCGCCGCCCAGUGUGCCGAGUACAACAGCAAACGGUUCCGGGGCUGGCACUACAAGUGGAAGCCAUACACUCAGGUGGCAGAUCAGGACUUAUGCAAACUCUACUGUAUCGCAGAAGGAUUUGAUUUCUUCUUUUCUUUGUCAAAUAAAGUGAAAGAUGGGACCCCAUGCUCGGAGGAUAGCCGUAAUGUUUGUGUAGAUGGGAUAUGUGAGAGAGUGGGCUGUGACAACAUCCUUGGAUCUGAUGCUGCCGAGGACUCCUGCGGGGUAUGCAAGGGAAAUAACUCGGACUGCACGACCCACAGAGGUGUCUACACCACGCAGCACCACACCAACCAGUAUUACCACGUGGUCACCGUUCCCCCAGGAGCCCGGAGCAUCCGCAUCUCUGAAAUGAACAUAUCUACCUCCUACAUUUCUGUGCGCAACGCCCUCCAGAGCUACUACCUGAAUGGACACUGGACCGUGGACUGGCCUGGACGAUACCAGUUUUCAGGCACUGCCUUCGACUAUAGGCGGUCCUACGAGGAGCCUGAGAGCCUGACCUCUGCGGGGCCAACCAACGAAACGCUGGUGGUGGAGCUCCUGUUCCAGGGAAGGAACCCGGGCAUCACCUGGGAAUACUCAGUGCCUCGGUCGGGGGCAGAGAAGAAGCCCAUUGUUCAGCCCAGCUACACGUGGGCCAUCGUGCGGUCUGAGUGCUCUGUCUCCUGCGGAGGGGGGCAGAUGUCCACAAAGGAAGGCUGCUACAGAGACCUGAGGUUUCAAGUAAACACAUCUUUCUGCAAUCCCAAGACCCGACCAGUCACGGGGCUGGUGUCCUGCAAAGUCACUGCCUGUCCUCCCAGCUGGUCCCUGGGGAACUGGAGCACCUGCAGCCGGACUUGCGGCGGGGGCACUCAGAGCCGGGCUGUGCGAUGCACACAGCGAGCAAACUACCACACGGAGACCGUCUCGGUCAGCCUGUGUCCACAGCCUGUGCCCUCCAGUCGGCGGGCCUGCAACUCUCAGAGCUGCCCACCCGCAUGGAGCACCGGGCCCUGGGAAGAGUGCUCCCGAUCCUGUGGGAAGGGGUGGAGGAAGAGGGCCGUGGCCUGCAAGAGCACCAACCCCUCAGCCAGAGCGCAGCUGCUGCCCGACGCCGUCUGUGCCGCGGAGCCCAAGCCCAGGACCCAGGAGCCCUGCCUGCUGAGGCGCUGCCACAAGCACAAGAAGCUGCAGUGGCUUGUGUCUGCCUGGUCCAAGUGCUCUGCCACGUGUGAGAGGGGGACACAGAAACGCUUCCUGAAGUGUGUCGAGAAGUACGUCUCGGGGAAGUACCGGGAGCUGGCCUCCAGGAAGUGCUUCUCUGUGCCGCAGCCCGCCCUGGCGCUGGAACGGCCCUGCGCGCUCUUCCCGUGCCCCCGGCACCCGCUGCAUGCUGCCGCAGGCCCCCCACGGGGCGGCUGGGUGGCCUCGCCCUGGUCCCAGUGCUCAGCCAGCUGUGGGGGCGGUGUGCAGAGGAGGUCUGUGCAGUGUGUGGCAGGGGGCCGGCCAGCCUCUGACUGCUCACGACGUCAGAAGCCUGAGGCCUUCCUGGCCUGCAACACUCACUUCUGCCCCAUCCCGGAGAAGAAAGACACCUUCUGCAAAGACUACUUCCACUGGUGCCCCCUGGUGCCUCAGCACAGGAUGUGCAGCCACAAAUUCUACGGCAAGCAGUGCUGCAAGACUUGCUCCAAGUCCAACCUGUGAGUCGGACUGACCCCCAAGCAGAGAAGACACCCAGCAGCAGAGGAGUUUCAGACAGACGAGCUGUGCAGUCCGCCGGGGGAUGCCUCCCAGGAAGCUUGAGCUGGAAGAGGAAACUCCGCGCUAGGCCCUUUGACCCAGAGAGCGUGUGUGGGUGCUGCAGGGUGAGGCAGAGGUGCACCUGUGUCCACGCCGUGUGUGGUCUCCUGUUGGGGUGACAUGGGGGGCCCUGGGGCCAUCCUCUGGCAUAGCGGCAGGAGGCCCACACUGUGAAGCAGAGCAGUGCUCACCCAUGUUUGCAUUCCAGCUAAAUCAAGUCCAGGACAGAGUGAACCUCCUAAUCACUAAAUGUUGGUGCUUUGUAAAACGAAGGCGAGGCCACGAAAUAAGGAAGGUUGGCAAAUACCUGCCACUAAGCACACCGGCCUCCCACCCCACCUAGAGGGCCCUCCACCCGGGGUCGGCCCACCUGUCUGGGUGGAGGGGCAGGUGCUGUGGCGCUCCCUGGCUCCGCCCAGGUUCCCUCACCUGCCCCAGUGGCCACAGGAGCCUGUGUCAUCCCUGAGGUGCUCCCAGGGGCCCAGGAGAUGAUCUGGGACUUUGCUUAUGGAACGGGCAGAAGGAAAGCCCGGCUCCAAGGCCUCCCCCUUCAGACGCAGGCGCUGGAGGAGAGACCUUCACACGCGCUCUUUCAUCUUCCUCAGUUACUUGCCGGUGAGGCUUCCUGUUCAAACCCGUUUCUUAGUGCUUUUCUGUUUUAAAUGAUGGGCUGGAAGUACAGGUGACAGCAAGACCUGACUCUCCCGGCAGCAGGGGUCCUGCCAUGAGAGACGUCAGUGGAGCAGCCGAUGUGACUGUACCUGAAGCCGGGGCUCUGCUUUUGUGUGUCGUGGGUUUUCAGAUCUAUCCUGAGUCUGGCUGCUUCUGUGGAACAGGGCGAGAACGAAGGCCGACUGCCCGGCGGUCUCCACCCUCUCCCUACACAAUGGUGCUUGUUGCUGGCUCCGCUCCUGUGGUGGGCUCCAUCCUGAAGGGGCAUCUGGAUAUUUAUAU